CGCCGCGAAGAGAGAAAAGAAUCAGAAGGGAAUAGGACGUAAGAUGCCGGCACGAGAAAACGUAGCCAAGCCAAGUGGGCCGCCAGGGCGCAGCGGCAAGGGGGCCAUGAGACCAAGAGAAGAUGUGGUACCGGCGGGACAAAGUGUCGGGGACCAUGUGAGACCAAGAGAAGAUGUGGUGCCGGCGGGACAAUGUGUCGAGGACCAUGUGAGACCAAGAGAAGAUGUGGUGCCGGCGGGACAAUGUGCCGGGGACCACGUGAGACCAAGAGAAGAUGUGGUGCCGGCAGGACAAUGUGUCGGGGACCACGGGACACCAAGAGAAGAUGUGGUACCGGCGGGACAAAGUGUCGAGGACCACGUGAGACCAAGAGAAGAUGUGGUGCCGGCGGGACAAUGUGCCGGGGACAACGUGAGACCAAGAGAAGAUGUGGUGCCGGCGGAACAAUGUGCUGGGGACCACGAGAGACCAAGAGAAGAUGCGGUACCGGCGGGACAAAGAGUCGGGGGCCACGUGGGGCCUAGCAAAGGGGCGGCACCAAUGGGUCAGGUGUCGGGGAUCGCCUAGGAGCAAGCAAAGGGGCGGCAUUUAUGAGUUGAGUGUCGGGGACCACGUGGCACCGAUGGGACUAGUGCCGGGGACCAUGAG
This is a messenger RNA of Chara braunii, 649 nucleotides long. NCBI's taxonomy places the organism in Eukaryota, Viridiplantae, Streptophyta, Charophyceae, Charales, Characeae. The record is from the annotation of a GenBank genome assembly.